This is a messenger RNA of Haliotis rufescens (red abalone), 2477 nucleotides long. Its product is annotated as protein SpAN-like. The transcript is spliced from 19 exons. Gene Ontology annotation, biological process: proteolysis. NCBI's taxonomy places the organism in Eukaryota, Metazoa, Mollusca, Gastropoda, Lepetellida, Haliotidae. Gene Ontology annotation, molecular function: zinc ion binding; metalloendopeptidase activity. Gene Ontology annotation, cellular component: membrane. The record is from RefSeq and is a predicted model, not a curated record. The coding region runs from base 75 to 2444 and encodes 789 amino acids.
UGAGAUCAGUGACUUCAAUUUUCUCUCAAACCGAAGACUGUUGAGGCUUGAAACUGACGGUUUAAGACGGCAAGAUGGAUGAAUCAAGUCUCUGUUUGAAGCUUCAUCUUUUGCAAGUAUUGACUGUCAUUAUCCUCCCGAAUUGUUACCAGUCUGAGGAUGUUGCCCGCCAUUUCGGCAGAUUUAUUGAUGUAGAGGACGGAAAGACCUACCAAUCCUUUCUGUACGAUCUCCUGAGCCAGGAACCUGAAGACGAGAACCUCCUCCACCCUGUGAGGAACACCGUCGACGGCGAUCUCCUUCUUACUCCAGAACAAAAGGAACAGUUCCUUCAAGACAACAAGGCAAAGAGGAAAAUCCUAAGUAAUGAGUACUUUCGGUGGCCCAAAGGGAUUGUGCUAUGGCGGUUUGCGACUGGAAGAAGAGCAUUCAAGCGUCAAAAAUCUUACACAGCGGUAUUGAAGGCAAUCCACCAUUGGGAGCAGAACACCUGUCUCAGGUUCCUCAAAUAUGGAACAAAGGAGUAUCGCAGUUCAAAUGUCAACCACAGGGCUAUCGUCUCAUUUGGAACUGGAAAAGGGUGUGCGUCUCGUGUCGGCUACUCGCACGGACUUCUUAAUGUCUACCUCAACGAAAGAUACUGCAUGCGCAGGGGAACGAUUGUCCACGAGAUCGGCCAUGCUAUUGGUUUCUUCCACGAGCAAGCUCGAGCUGACAGACGUGAUCACGUGACUGUCAAUAAACAGAAUGUCAAGGGCGGAAAAAUGAAGAACUUCGUGAUAGUACGUGGUCUGGCAAACAGGGCCAGCUACGACCUCGGCUCCAUCAUGCACUACGGCCCAAAGUAUUUCAGCAAAAAUGGGAAGAGAACGAUUUCCCCUAAACUCCGCAUGUUGACCUUUCUCAUGGGCCAGAGACGGAAGCUGAGUUUCUAUGACCUUCAGGAGGUCAACCAAGCUUACAAAUGUGCAGCAAGCUGCACCAAUGCCCCGAGUUGUGAAAACGGGGGCUUCCUGCUCCAGUCUUGUCGGUGUCAUUGUCCAGAUGGUCUCGUGGGUUCUCGCUGUCAGAAUAUCAACUCUCGCUACUCAGAAGAGAAAAGUCGUGUGUUCCAAGUAUCGUUUGGAGGGUCCAUCGAUAUCAAGUCGCCAAGUCAACACGAACACACAACGGCGGUGUGGCUUAUUAAGAGUCCAGAGGGUACGACAAUGAAGAUGCAUCUCAUCCUUGACCUUUCCUAUGACCGCUUCUUACGACUUUGUCACCACUGGGUCGAAGUCCGCUUCAACCUCGUUGGUCAACCGGGCCCUCGGCUCUGUGGAUACUCAAUGAAACCCUUGGAGCUGAAUUCUACCACUAACUUGCUCAUGUUGAAGUACGAGAGCCGCGAAAGUUAUUACCACGCAAAACGAGGAUUCCUUCUUCACAUAGCUGUCGUUCAACCCAUCAAUACUCAUGUCAUCUGUACUUUCAAAGACACGGAUGCGGCCAGAUGUCCUUUCCAACAGAGCAAAGAGGACGACAUUGACUGGGAGACAUUUGUAAUAAACAAGAUUUCACUUGACAAUGAUGAAGACGGACUGUCCUAUAUCGCCAUAGAUUCCCGUUACGCCCCCCAGGCAGGGAAAGCUAUACUAAGGAGUGCUGAAAUACUUGGGGGCUCUUGGUGUCUCAAAUUUCUGUACUUCGUUAAUGCUGCGCAGACACGUGGGUAUAUGCACGUGCUUGCCAUGACAACACAGAGGACAGGGAGAUGGUGUCUUUGGGGCACACCUGAAUAUGGUGAAGGCGAGUGGUCGCCCGCUGAGCUGUCUAUCAAUAGCACAGAUAGAUUUAUGAUCCAGUUUGUAGGUGUUGUGAAAGAUCAACUGACGAUUGGCGUGACCAUGAUAGAGCUCAUCCCAGGACCAUGCCAGCACCCGGACAAAUCCCUGAAUCUCCUUCACAAGAAAGAUCUCAACGUGUCUUUCACGUGCGACUUCGAUGUCGAUUGGUGCGGAUUUACGGAUGACAAUGACGUCACACCUCGGUGGAGCAGACGGCAGUCAUUUCCGGUAGCUGGACCGUCACGUGACCAUAAACCACACGGCCGUCGCAGUGGGUUUUACAUGAGCAGAAAAUCGCCGUAUCAGACAGGCAAAGCAGGACGACUUGUCAGUCCCACCCUCACAGCUGUCAAUCACUAUGGAUGUGUUCGGUUCUGGAUAUACGUGUGGGGCUUCUCGCCCGGCAUGAUGUCAGUCUAUCUACGGGAUGGCAGCGGCUCGCAGACAACGGUUUGGAGAUCUAUAUACCUCAAACCUACGUUCGCAGACUGGUCCCAGAUAUCGAUUCCAAUAAAACCAACCUCAAAUAUGUACAAGAUCAUCUUUGAAGUUGCAGUAGUUCACAAAUGGGUAAAUAUAGCUCUGGAUGACGUCACAGUGUUGGAUAGUUACUGCUGAUAUUUCCUAUCAGUGAAAUAAAUACGAAAAUAC